GAGUCGCUCGAUGCUGGGCGGUCUCUCCACCCGCUCCCCAGCGCUCCUCCCGUGCCCCGGCGGAGAGGAGAUUGGGAGUCUCCGCGUUGGGGGCGGGCUCGGGUCCGGUUUAAUCUCCGGCUCCGCCGGGAUUACGGUCGCAGGAUAGUCUCUAAUCCGCGGCACCGGCCACCGGGGGCUGCUCGCCCCAGCCCGCAGCAGAGGCACCGCGGACAGGGGGCAGAGCCUGAGUAGAAACCAUAGCAAGCCCAGCUGUCUCCCAGCCAUGGAUACCACGGACGUGCCCCUCCAGGCCGAGAUGGUGGAGCUGGUGCCCAAUGGGAAGCACACGGCUGCACUCUCCGCCUCCACUGUCCCCUCACUGGCGGGUGACAGAUUUGAGGAGAACCAGACUGGCGUGGCGGAGAUGGAGGAGUUCCUGCCCCACGGUGCCGAGAAGAAGCAGACACACUUCACUGAUUUUGAAGGGAAGACGUCUUUCGGGAUGUCCGUCUUCAAUCUGAGCAAUGCCAUCAUGGGCAGCGGCAUCCUGGGGCUGGCCUAUGCCAUGGCCAACACCGGCAUCAUCCUCUUCCUCUUCCUCCUGUCAGCAGUGGCCCUGCUCUCCAGCUACUCCAUCCACCUGCUGCUCAAGUCCUCAGGCAUUGUGGGCAUCCGCGCCUACGAGCAGCUGGGCUACCGAGCCUUCGGCACGCCGGGCAAGCUGGCUGCAGCCAUCGCCAUCACGCUGCAGAACAUCGGAGCCAUGUCCAGCUACCUAUAUAUCGUCAAAUCUGAAGUGCCUCUGGUCAUCCAGACCUUCCUGAACCUGGAGGAGAAGACCACGGACUGGUACAUGAAUGGGAACUACUUGGUGAUCCUGGUUUCUGUCACCAUUAUCCUGCCCCUGGCCCUCAUGAAGCAGCUGGGCUACCUCGGCUACGCCAGCGGCUUCUCCCUCAGCUGUAUGGUCUUCUUCCUCAUCUCGGUCAUCUACAAGAAGUUCCAGAUCCCCUGCCCACUUCCAGAACAGGAGGGAAACAUCACGGGCAUCCUCAAUGCCACCACUGUCAGCACUAGUGACUACCAGAAUGGCUACACAGUCCUCCAGGCCCCUGAGCAGGUCACUUGCACACCCAGCUUUUUCACCCUGAACUCACAGACAGCGUACACCAUCCCCAUCAUGGCCUUCGCCUUUGUCUGCCACCCUGAGGUCCUGCCCAUCUACACUGAGCUGAAGGAUCCCUCCAAGAAGAAGAUGCAGUGCAUCUCCAACAUCUCCAUCAUGGUCAUGUACCUCAUGUACUUCUUGGCUGCCCUCUUUGGCUACCUCACGUUUUACGACUCUGUGGAGCCAGAGCUGCUGCACACGUACAGCAAGGUGGACCCCUUUGAUGUGCUCAUCCUGUGUGUGCGUGUGGCUGUGCUGACAGCUGUCACCCUCACUGUCCCCAUCGUCCUCUUCCCGGUGCGUCGGGCCAUCCAGCAGAUGCUGUUCCAAGGGAAAGACUUCAGUUGGAUCCGCCACAUCGCCAUUGCCGUGAUCCUGCUGACCUUUAUCAACCUCCUUGUGAUCUUUGCCCCCUCCAUUCUCGGCAUCUUUGGCUUGAUUGGUGCCACCUCUGCUCCCUGCCUCAUCUUCAUCUUCCCUGCCAUCUUCUACAUCCGCAUCAUGCCCAAGGACAAGGAGCCGCUGCGCUCUGCCCCCAAAAUAUUGGCUGCCUGCUUUGCCCUCCUCGGGGUGGCCUUCAUGAUCAUGAGCUUGAGCUUCAUCAUCAUCGACUGGGCCACGGGUGGGGGGAAGAGCGGCGGCAGCCACUAGCCACUACCGGGUGCCCACGCCAACCUCCCCCCCACCCACCCGGUGCCCCAGGGAGAGCCGACCCCGGGCUCAGCCCCCAUGCUGCAGCCCCACCAGGAUUCUCUGGGGACUUCUGCUGUUGCUGCCCAUCACCUGUGGUGAUGGUGAGAGGGCAUGAGCCAUGGCAGGCAUGGAGACUCCUCAACCUGUGUUUGGGAUGGGGCAGUGAGCCCGGGGCAGGUCCUGUGCCCCCCAGCCACUCCAGCGGGCACCCUCCCUGCUCUGCGUCUCAGUUUCCCCAUCUGUAAAAUGGGGAGAAUAAUACUGCCCUACCUCACCCGGAGCUGGCUGUCAGGUGGAGCUCUUCUGCACCCCAAGAGCCGCCAGCAGCAGGCACUGCCAGGGGCGCAGGGCACGGCCUGCCGUGGGGACCGAGGACCAGGCACUUUCCUGGCCCCCCCAGAUAGCAUCAAGAGCCUGAUGAACAGUGUCCAUGGGGCUGGAAUCCAGCGGGGCAGUCGGACCUGUGACAGCACCUGUCCUCAAGCCACCCGCCCUCUCCCUGCCAUUCCCCAGUCCCCAAGGAGAUGCCACCCACUGCCCUGGCAUCACGGGGAAACCCCGGUCCCUGUGGGCAAGUGUGGUCCUUAUGCUGUGGCUGGUGGUACCCAGCCUGCUGCUCCUGAGCCUGCCAGGGGAACUGUUGGCUCCUGGUGCCUGCGGAUGGGACCCUGCUGACCCCUAGGCCGUGUAUGGGGAUCAGCUGCAUUGCUCCAGGGAAGUGGCAUGCACGCCAUGGGCUUUGCAUCCACUGGAAUCCUGCUGGGGGCCUGGUGCACCGGAGGGGCAUGAGGGGGAUUUGGGGAGGGCUGGGGGCAGCACUCACUGGGGGCAAGCUAAGGGCUCUGUAGGCACCCCUUGUCUGCAUGCCCAGAUGCCUGGGUCAUGGGCAUCCCAGCAACCCAAGCUGUCCCUGCUCGCCUUGCACCCUGGGCCAGUACUCGGACCCCCGCAGCCCUCACCCAUCCAUCCACCCAUCCAUCUACCCAUCCAUGCCGCUGGGAUGCCCCAAACCAUGCCAAAACCCGGAAAGCGGCUCUCCCACCCCCCGCCUCCCCUCCCAGUACGGAGGGCAGCCCGGCAGGGUGGGCAGCACGGGGUGAGUGGGUCUGUCCUGCGGCAAAGUACAUAAGAGACGUAUUUUUUUAUGAGGUGGUGGAGGCUGGGAUGCUUUUUAUAAAUACUGUACAUAAGAGUAGAUAUUUUUUAACGUGUUGUGUUGCUCUGGGUAGCUCUGUAUAAUGUACAUAUCAUAUGGGGGGCACUACUGCAGACUCUCACCAUCACCCCGGGUGUGCCGGCUGCAGUGUGGCCCUGCUGUUCCUGUCAUCAGCCUGGCUGCCCCAGGGAGCACGCCUGACACUUGUAAAUUAUUGGUGGGGGUGAUGCUGGUGGUGGCGGGAGGCCAGCGGUGAGAAUAAAGAUGUGAAUGUGCCCAGA
Molecule: messenger RNA, 3280 nt
Organism: Oenanthe melanoleuca
Lineage: Eukaryota; Metazoa; Chordata; Aves; Passeriformes; Muscicapidae
Gene: SLC38A3
Product: solute carrier family 38 member 3
Exons: 16
Coding region: 266-1801 (511 amino acids)
Biological process (GO): histidine transport; asparagine transport; L-glutamine transport
Molecular function (GO): L-histidine transmembrane transporter activity; L-glutamine transmembrane transporter activity; L-asparagine transmembrane transporter activity
Source: RefSeq, a predicted model, not a curated record